Moneuplotes crassus is the source of this 1204-nucleotide messenger RNA. NCBI's taxonomy places the organism in Eukaryota, Ciliophora, Spirotrichea, Euplotida, Euplotidae. The record is from the annotation of a GenBank genome assembly.
AUGUCAGUCUAUGGGGGCUUCGGCACCAGGGUCUUAGAAAAGAAUUACAACUCCCUUCUUGAAUACUGCUUAGGAGCCUUGGUCAAGAACAUAAUGGCCACACCAGAAUGCUUAGAGGAUGGCUAUGUCUUCGGGCACAACUUCAGCAAAUAAAAUCGUUAAGGCUUUCACCCUAAUGAAGCAUUUGGAAGGCAAGAAAUACCUGAAGCCUCAUUUCUCCAAAUGAAUGGAAUCAAUGAUUAAUUAUAUCCUCUCUAAUAAUGAUUUUGAUCAAUUUAAGAAUGAGAGGGCUGAUUCUGAGAAGACCAAAUCAAGCUUCAUGGGUCAAUCCUCCAUGCAUAAAUUUACUCUGAAGACUACAUCUUGGGAGAAAGAGAAGUUUAAUAUUCCGAAACUUCAGUCUAAAUUACAUAAACUAACCGAUGCAAACUCUUUAGAGACUAAUGACAGGUCUAAUAUGAAGCUGAAAUAACCUGAAUUUGAGUUAUUACGGCAUUAAGGCCAAGAGCAUCUCUCGGAAGUGCAAAAACUCCAUCCCUCUAGACUUCAACUCACGAAAGAAGAGAAAUCAGCUCAAGUUGAAAUAACCUUGACUACGUCCAAACAGAAUAUAAGAAGAAUAAUAGGAUCCUGACUAGAGAGGUGCAUACAGGUCCAUCAAAAGCUUUUAAUUCUACUAAAAUUGAUGAGAAGUUAAAAUCCCUCGUCACAGAAUAUAACGAAAAUAUGGAAAAAUUAAGACAAAAGAAGUCAUCCAAAAUGUAUGACACGAGUCUGUACGCCACCAGUACGGUAUAUGAGAACUUUUGAACAUCUAAUAUGGCUAAAAAUAGCUCUAAAGGACAGCUCUCUGGCCAGACAAUGUAUCCCUCCUCUGUACAGGAGUUUCUUAAUUCCUCUAAGGAAGGUCAUCUUUCUCAUAAUUCAUCUGUAGUUAACCCUUCAGACCCUAGAAGCAAGACUUCGUGUAGCCAUACUCAGAAUAAACAUGCUCCAAAGAAUAAUUCCUGGAAGGACCAAAACUUAUCAACCCGAUCACGUUGGAGGCGCAACAAGAGUCAGGAAAAAGCCCAGAAUUUUCCUAAACCGCUUAAGGAUCUCAAGUUUGGAAAUGAUGCUGAGACCAGAAAGAGUAUGCAGAGGAUGCUUGAGGUGAGUAUUAAUAAGAAGUAGAGCCGUUCAAUUUUCUUUAAGAUUUUUGGGG